Malaya genurostris is the source of this 3085-nucleotide messenger RNA. RefSeq names its product major royal jelly protein 1. Bases 712 to 2340 code for a protein of 542 amino acids. The record is from RefSeq and is a predicted model, not a curated record. The transcript is spliced from 6 exons. Lineage: Eukaryota; Metazoa; Arthropoda; Insecta; Diptera; Culicidae. Gene Ontology annotation, cellular component: extracellular region.
UUUCGCAGUUUGCUUUUCGACGUGAUCCGGUACGGUCGUACAAGCACCCGGGGGUAAUAAAACAGUUCUUCAAUCACAACACGCGGAUAAGUUUUUAAUGGUUUCGGGUGUGGUGCUGCGUUUAAGCACGUAACGUAACACUGCAGGUACAGGAUAUUGCUGUCGAACGCCACCCGCAUUGGUACCGUCCAAAAAAAAAAAUUGCAUGCCCAAGGUGCGAACGAGUGCGAAUUUCAUUGAAGUGUGUUACACCAAUUAAUUACUGAGCAAAGAUAAAACCAAAGGAUACGUUACGAGAGUGAUUGCUGGCCUCGAAACGGUUCAAUUGGCUUCGAGACAAAUGUUGAAAAAUGAUAAAAACGUGACAAAACGAGUUCAAUUGCCGUGCUCUCGGGAAACAAUGCUCAUGAAAGCUUGGAAUAAUCGUUUUAUCUAGGCCCUUUUAUGGAUGGACACUGGAUGAUGCUGGAAAAAAAGUGAAAAUCCAGUAAUGAACUGAUUGUGAUGACCCGAUUACAAUGGAAAACCUGCUCCGGAUCAAUCUCGUGUUGCGUUCCGGGGUGCAGCGGCAGCAGUUUGUGAUUUCAUUGAGUUGUUCCGUUAUCGGGGUACCAGCUUUAGUGGGCCAUUACUGUUGAUAAUGUGAUAAUGAUGGUUGUUGAUAUGACACACAAGUAGUUAAUAGUGCAAAAAUCCUACGACCGUUGCGUAAUGUACGGUAAGCUCGGGUGCCUGCUGGCACUUGCCAGCCUAUGGUUGGCCUACUCCGAACUCGCGCCAAAGCUGGAAACAGUGAAACAAUGGAGCCUACUGUCCUACAACUUUCCAUGGGACUAUCCGGCAUCGAACAAAGAGUUUUACAACCCUGAAAACAUUGUAGCUACCGGAAUCGAAGUAGGCUACGAUCGGAUUUUCAUCGCAACGCCUCGUCUGUUUAGCGGAGUACCGGCCACGCUGUCGUCUAUUCCACGUGGUAACCAAGGUGAUUCGCCUGCUCUUCAGGCCUUCCCCGAUUGGACGCAUCACACCGCCGGAACAAAGCAGUACAACUGCUCCGAUAUCGGGCUCGUGUCCGUUUACCGAAUUCGGAUCGACUCGUGCAAUCGGUUGUGGGCGCUGGAUGCCGGUGUUUCAAGAUCGCUCGAAGAUUUCGAGGUUACCUGUCCCCCGAAGAUUUUGGUAUACGAUCUACACUCGGAUCGAGUGGUGAGACGGAUUGAUUUUCCGCCAGAGGUCAUUCGACGGGAAUCGUUGUACACAAACAUCAUCAUUGAUGAAACGUCCUCAAGGCCGGAGAACAAUUGUGACGAUGUGUUCGUCUACAUUACGGACACCGUUGCUCCUGGUAUCGUGGUGUAUGACAGUGGAAAAGAUCUGACUUGGCGAGUUAGCCAUCCAUCCAUGUAUCCGGAUCCUGACUUUGCCGAGUCAACUAUUCUGGAACAUCGUUUCACGCUUAUGGAUGGCAUCGUAGGAUUGGCGUUUGACCAAGAAGCUGGCAUAAUUUACUUCCAGCCUUUGGCCACCGAUAGAGUAUUCUCUGUAACAACUGCUGCACUUCGAUCCGGUCCCUUGGCAUUCGGGCAAGAUCUGCCCGUGAAACUAGUGGGUCGCAAAUCUUCUCAAGGCAUUGGAUUAGGCGCUUCUCCAAGAGGUGGAACUCUGUUCUAUGCACCGCUAACAGAGACAGCUGUGGCUUCAUGGAAUCCUCGAACUAAUGAUCAUCAGAUUUUGGCUCAAGAUCAAGAAAGACUACAGUUUACUGCUGAUCUUCGCACUCCAGCUCGAGACGGAACUGCUCUUUACAUUCUUACCUCGAGGUUCCACCGGUUCUUCCUGAAAAAUGUGGAUGCUAACGAAUUCAACACUCGAAUUCUGCGGAUUGAUGGAGUCGUUUCCUCUGGUAAACCCAACCAACUGGCGGAACCGGCGUACAGACCGACAAUCGAAGCCAAUUCACCUUACUACAGUCUUCCAGUGGUGACACCACCACCACCCCCAUCACCUUCUCCGUUUAAACCCCUACCGCAAACCAUUCCCGUUACUAAAUAUUAUCCACAGAAACCAGCCAACAUGAACACGUACGCCUUCGUUCAGAAUUAUCUGGCUAACAGUAAACAACCGUACCCCUACGAACCGGUUCCAGUAAUCGACAGAACAAAAAUCAAUCCGUUCUUCACCCUUAACAGUGGCGAAAAACCGUUCCCGCCGAUGCGUCCCCGGCCCCAGUACGGUUUAAACGGGGAAAUUUUCUUCCCGAAAGUGAACCACCACUUCAACGACUUCAACGGACUGCGGUAUGCGAAAAGUUUACGGGCUAACAUGACGGUGACAGUCUGAAUGCUGCUGAACGCACCGAAACUCACUUCUCAGCGCCUACUUUGUCCCUUUUCCAAUCGUUCGUGGAAAACGGUCCUAAAAUAGGUCUCUGACACGCACACUAGCUCCCUCACGUGUAAAUAUUACAACACAAAAACAACAAUGCUCAUCAUUUGAGAAACAUUCGCAGGCUGGAACAGUUUAGGGUCUUAGAUAUUUCUCCCUUCCUGUUGAUCCCGUAAACAUUCCCACUCAUUAAACAAUACUCAUUUAUUUCGGUGAUUGCUACUCACAAUCACUUUUUUCUAGUGAUUUUCGUUUAGUUCUAUUUUUUUUUAAAUUUUUCUAUCUCUCUGUGUUUGCAUUUGUUAAGCCAUAGUUGAAUGCAUUUUGUCUUGCCUAGUGAUCACUAGAAUCAACCACCGUCCUAAAUCUCGGUCUGAAAUAGUAAAAAAUUGCAAAACUCGAUCCAUUUUCUUGAAAACCUAUCGAACCAAUCAACUGGUAGCAAACAUAUGUAAAUAAACCAAUAGGAAUACAAACAGUGUAAAAUUCGAUCACACACGAAAGCAAAUACUCCAGGGGGAAAAUACUUUGGAGUUUGUUGUGACCGAUUUUUUUUUAAUGAAAGCCAUGACGUGACAACAACUAGAAAAUGACCGCGAAAAAUGUAUGUCGAAAUCAUAGUAGGAAUUAGUAUACACUUGACGAAUUUAGAAUAAUGAUUUUGCGCGGAAGAAGAGAAUUAAAUUAUAUCAAAACUGGA